Notodromas monacha is the source of this 1379-nucleotide messenger RNA. Lineage: Eukaryota; Metazoa; Arthropoda; Ostracoda; Podocopida; Cyprididae. The record is from the annotation of a GenBank genome assembly.
UUAUUUAUUCUUCUUCAGAAAAUAACAUUCCGUUUAUCGCGUUCGCACAAAAGGAAAAUGCUUCGUUAUGUGAAAGUGAAUAAGAUCGGCGAGGGUACUUACGGAGUAGUGUACAAGGGUCAGGACAAGAAUGAUCGGAAUCGUUUCGUCGCCCUCAAGAAGAUUCGUAUCGAAUCGGAUGGCGAAGGAAUUCCGAGUACCGCGUUGCGAGAAAUCGCCGUGUUGGUCGAGCUGGACCAUCCGAAUAUCGUUCGACUGUUCGAGAUUGUGCCUUGCGAAUUUGAUUUUUAUUUGGUUUUUGAAUACAUGGAUAUGGACUUGCGGGCCUUUUUGUUGAAUCAUCCAGCUGGUAUCGAACCUCAAAUGGUCAAAAAUUUGAUGCGUCAGUUAUGUGAAGGACUCACGUACUGCCACGUACGUCGAAUAGUGCAUCGUGAUCUCAAGCCACAAAACAUAUUGGUCUCAAGUGAUGGCAAGUUGAAAAUCGCGGACUUCGGACUCGCCCGAAUGAUGGGUCUGCCUAAUAAGGCAUACACGCACGAAGUGGUGACGUUGUGGUAUCGAGCGCCAGAAAUUUUAUUGAAUUUCAAGUAUUACACCACGGCUGUGGACAUGUGGGCAACUGGCUGCAUUUUUGCGGAACUGAGCAACAAUAAGCCGCUACUUCGUGGUGAUGCGGAAAUCGACCAACAGUUCCGCAUGUUCAAAGCCUUUGGGACACCAAGUGUUGAAUCAUGGCCUUCGUUGAAAACGAGUCAAGUGUCUCUUUCGAAAUUCCCUGUCUGGGAUCCACCGUCUGAUAUGCAACACCUUGUACCGAAGCUAGAUGAAAAAGGAAAAGGCCUCUUCAAGGCCAUGAUGGUGUACGAUCCGCAGAAACGUAUUUCUGCGUCUGACUCAUUGAAGCAUCUUUAUUUCCACGAUUCGGAGAUGUCAGCGGACGACGGAAAAACUGAAUCUGCUACAUGAUAUUGUUGGCGGAUUUUUAUUUCUAAAAUAAUUGGUGAUAGUUUUUUCAAUGCAAUCGGCUCUCAUUGGAUGCGCACGAUUGUCGUGCUUUCAUACAUUUUUUUUUCAACGGGGUUAGCGUUGCAUCAAGACUUGAAUAUUUUUGCAUGUGCUGGAAAAUUCUGAACUCGAGAAAAUUCCGCGCUGUUUCGAAGUGGUGCGUGCCUUGACCCCUUGUUUUUUUCUGCUGAUGAGGUUGGAAAAAAAAAGCUGUGAGAAGGGCUUAUAUCCGAAGAGCUCGUACAGUACUUCUACUUAGACCUUCCGCUGAUCUCUGGACUCUGAAAACGGGUUACGAAGAUGAUGAAGUGAUUUUUUAUAUUUCGAGUGUUUUGACAUGUCAGAGAAGAACUGAGGAAGUUCUGGUGUUU